AUGGCCUCCUUUCCGACCGCCGUGCGGUCAACGCAGAAGGUCGCACACAAUGUCCUCAGAAGGCAACCCAUCUCCGACGUUGCCAUUACCCGCACCGGCAAGCCCAUCCUGCGAACCCAGGGCGGAAGACACUCUCUCGGUGGACACACCGCGACCGUCUUCGGCGCAACGGGCCAAGUUGGACGAUACAUUGUGAACAGGCUGGCUCGUCAGGGAUGCACCGUUGUCAUCCCCUUUCGCGAGGAGAUGGCCAAGCGCCAUCUCAAGGUUGCCGGUGACCUCGGCCGCGUCGUCUUCAUUGAGUACGACCUCCACAACACUCAGUCGAUUGAGGAGAGCGUUAGACACUCGGAUGUCGUUUAUAACCUGGUUGGCCGAAAUUACCCCACCAAGAACUUCUCUCUCGAGGAUGUUCACGUUGAAGGAACAGAGCGGAUAGCCGAGGCUGUGGCCAAGUACGAUGUCGACCGCUUCAUCCACAUGUCCAGUCACAGCGCCAGCCUGGAGUCCCCUUCGGAGUUCUACCGUACCAAGGCCCGCGGAGAGCAAGUCGCCCGUAGUAUUUUCCCCGAGACAACCAUCGUCAGACCGGCACCCAUCUUCGGCUUCGAGGACAAGCUUCUCCUCAAGCUUGCUAGCGUCAUGAACCUCCUCACUUCCAACAACAUGCAGGAGAGAUAUUGGCCCGUUCAUUCCAUCGAUGUCGGCCAGGCUCUUGAGUUGAUGCUCUACGACGACAGCACGGCGGGCCAGACCUUUGAGCUUUACGGACCCAAGAACUACUCAACGGCCGAGAUCGCCGAGUUUGUGGACCGCGAAAUCUUCAAGAAGCGCCGCCACAUCAACGUUCCCAAGCAGAUUCUACAGCCCGUCGCCGCUCUUCUGAACAAGUAUCUCUGGUGGGACAUCAUGUCCGCCGAUGAGAUCGAGCGCGAGUUCAUUGACCAGGAGAUUGAUGAGUCGGCCAAGACCUUCAAGGACCUCGGCAUGGAGCCCGGAGACAUUGCUAAGUUCACGUACCACUAUCUGCAAGGAUUCCGCAGCGGCAACUUCUACGACCUUCCCCCAGCGACCGAAAAGGAAAAGAGGGAGGAGCGCAAGUACCUGCACGUUCUCGACGACCACGUCCUCUCCUCCCAUGCCCUCGCAGCGUUGGCUGAGUUCAAUUCCGAGAAGGAUGCUCACCAAGAGAAAUUCGCCAAGCUCCAAGCCCAGGCCGAGGCCAACGCAGCGGGCGGUGCUCCGCUUUCCAUGGACGCCUUCACCGAGGACUGGAACGAGUCGCAGUUUUGGUACUCGGAUGAAACAGCCAAGCUAGUUGCUAGCCAACUUCUCGAGGGUGCCGGCGAGGGGUCCACCAUCGGCGUCGUGUCUGCCCCGAGUGUGUUCGUCGCAUUGCGCAACCUGUUGAAUGAUCCCGCUCAGAGCAAAGGACGGCCAAAGGUGGUGCUACUGGAGCACGACAUGCGUUUCAACGUCUUCCCAGAGUUCGUCUUCUACGACUUCCAACAGCCCUUCAAGCUCCCAGCCGAGCUCAAGGGUGCUUUCGACCGCAUUGUAUGCGAUCCGCCGUUCCUCAGCGAGGAUUGCCAGACUAAGGCUGCCAUGACGGUGCGAUGGAUGAUGAAGCCAGAUUCUGCAGCCAGCGGUCGGGUUAUUGUAUGCACUGGCGAGAGGAUGGAGAGCCUCGUCACCAAAGUGUACAAAGCCCUCGGUGUGAAGACGACGACCUUUGAGCCAAAGCAUGCUAGAGGCCUUAGCAACGAAUUCUACUGUUACGCCAAUUUUGAAUGUAAAGACUGGAGCUGGCGGGAGGCGGCUAGCUGA
Molecule: messenger RNA, 1827 nt
Organism: Colletotrichum karsti
Lineage: Eukaryota; Fungi; Ascomycota; Sordariomycetes; Glomerellales; Glomerellaceae
Exons: 14
Coding region: 1-1827 (608 amino acids)
Biological process (GO): methylation
Cellular component (GO): mitochondrion
Molecular function (GO): protein-lysine N-methyltransferase activity; protein-containing complex binding; nucleic acid binding
Source: RefSeq, a predicted model, not a curated record